This is a messenger RNA of Andrographis paniculata, 1580 nucleotides long. Its product is annotated as serine/threonine-protein kinase AFC2-like. The coding region runs from base 99 to 1385 and encodes 428 amino acids. Gene Ontology annotation, molecular function: protein kinase activity; ATP binding. Gene Ontology annotation, cellular component: nucleus. The transcript has 11 exons. Gene Ontology annotation, biological process: protein phosphorylation. The record is from RefSeq and is a predicted model, not a curated record. Lineage: Eukaryota; Viridiplantae; Streptophyta; Magnoliopsida; Lamiales; Acanthaceae.
UUCGGUCCUCUCUCUCUCUCUCUCUCUCUCUCUCUCUAACAGAAUAUACUCUCUGCCAAGGCAUCAUUCCCCUCAAAAUCUUUUGACGCUGUUCUGAUAUGGAGAUGGAACGCGUUACCGAACUGACGAUGGAUCGGCGGCCGAGAAAAAGGCCGCGUUUGGGUUGGGAUGUCCUUACUCAACCCCCUAAGGCUCAGCUAGGAUUGUUUACUGCUCAAGAGAUUGAGGAUGUGUCAAGCUAUGCACCUUCAAGGGCGCUCUUGGAACAUCCUAGUACAUUGUUUGUUAAGACUUUGGCACAUAAUGGUUCUCCCCCAUGGCGAGAAGAUGACAAAGAUGGCCAUUAUGUGUUUGAGAUCGGAGAACAUAUAACUUCUCGCUAUAAGAUCCACCGCAAGAUGGGUGAAGGUACCUUCGGUCAGGUUUUGGAGUGUUGGGACAGGGAAAAGAAUGAAAUGGUAGCCAUUAAAAUUAUACGUAGUAUAAAGAAGUAUCGUGAUGCAGCUAUGAUUGAGAUUGACGUGCUCCAAAAACUCGGUAGACAUGACAGAGAUGGCAAUCGUUGUGUUCAAAUACGGAACUGGUUUGACUAUCGUAACCAUAUCUGUAUCGUCUUUGAGAAGCUUGGACCAAGUUUAUACGAUUUCCUACGCAAAAACAAUUAUCGCUCAUUUCCCAUUGAUCUUGUCCGUGAGAUUGGAAGACAACUGUUGGAAUGUGUAGCAUUUAUGCACGAUUUGCACCUCAUCCAUACAGACCUGAAGCCGGAGAAUAUUCUUCUAGUCUCACCAGAAUAUGUAAGAGUUCCUGAAAAGAUAUCGUCAAGAUCUGCAAAGGACAGUACGUACUACAAGAGAAUUCCAAAAUCAAGUGCUAUCAAGGUUAUUGAUUUCGGCAGCGCAACAUACGACAAGCAAGAUCAGACCUACAUUGUCUCGACCAGACAUUAUCGAGCUCCUGAAGUCAUCUUAGGGCUUGGAUGGAGUUACCCUUGCGAUAUAUGGAGCGUUGGCUGCAUUUUGGUUGAACUUUGCUCGGGUGAUGCUUUAUUCCAAACACACGAUAACUUGGAGCACCUAGCAAUGAUGGAACGAGUGCUCGGCCCUUUGCCUCAGCACGUGCUAAAGAAAGCCGACCGACAUGCCGAGAAGUAUGUAACAAGGGGCAGGCUAGACUGGCCAUAUGGAGCGACUUCUAGAGAAAGUUUAAGAUCGGUGCUGAAGUUGCCGAGGCUACAGAAUGUAAUAAUGCAACACGUGGAUCACUCGGCCGGGGAUCUUAUCCACUUAUUGCAGGGGCUUCUGAAAUACGAUCCUGCGGAACGGCUGUCUGCACAGGAGGCUUUGAGACACCCCUUUUUCAAUAGGGAUCGGUUGCGGAGGUAAUGAAAAAAUUUCGGAAUUUCCGGAAGCUACGUAAGUAAUGCAAUGACGUCAAAGUUUCGGGUUAGAUAUAUAGGGAUUAAUUAGAUUGAACAGUGAGAUUGAUUGUGUGUGUUUGUGGUGUAAAUUUUACAACUUUGCAUCAAAGUUUGUUUGAUCAUCCAAUUUCAUUGAUUAUUGAUUUGGGAUUUGCUGUGA